AUGCAGAUUCAGGCGUUUAUAUUCUGUGGUCGUGGCCACAACUUAUCUCCCUUUGCUAAGCAUCCCAACAGUGCUGCUGUUACACAGGAGGAUACUAUUUUGAGCGAUGACACUGUGCCAAAGGCAUUGAUGCCUUUGGCUAACAAGCCCAUGCUGGAGUAUACCAUUGAUUGGUGUGACCAGGCAAAUUUCUCGGAGAUUAACAUUGUCGCACACCAUGAUCAGAUUGAUGAGAUCAAGCAAUUCCUAUCUACAUUCCUGGCAUUGCGUACACAGCAAUUUGAAAUCAUCUCCAAGGCAUUGUCUGCAGCAAACCACAACCACCAUUUACAGAAACCAAAGCCUAUCAAUUUCAUCAGUUCUAAGAUGAACUCCAACGGUGAAGCUCUACAGAAGGAGUUGCUGGAUAAGAUCAAAGGUGAUUUUGUGCUAUUGCCAUGCGAUUUUAUCACGGAUAUCCCACCUCAGGUGUUACUAGACCAGUUCCAAAACAGAGACGACGACAAUUUGGCUUUAACUGUGUACUACAAGAACAAUGUUGAGAGUGUCGAUAAGAAACAAUUUCAACGUCAACAAUUUUUUACCAUAUACAGUGAGAAUGAGGAUACAGAGAAACAGCCGGUCUUACUGGAUGUGUACCCUAAGGAAGAUGUCAUGAAAAACAAAUACCUACAAGUCAGAAACCAAAUGCUUUGGAAAUACCCAAAUGCAACAGUGUCCACCAGUAUUUUAAACUCUUCCAUAUACAUGUGCUCCUACGAUCUAUGCCAAUUGUUACGCGAACAGACCCACCAAGAGAAGAACAAUGACGACAGUGAAGGCAAUAACGUAAAUGACUCUCCAAGAACUAAGAACUCAAAAGGUACAGAGGAUUAUGAUGACGCACAGAACUCCGCUCACAGAAACCUAAGUGAAAUUAAACCAAGUUACUUCAAGAAGAAAAAUGAACUGAUAAGAGAUAAUAUUAACUGCCAUAAGCCUUUAGGUAAACUUUUCAGAGACUUAAGUAGGCGCUCGUGGCAGCACUCGUCCAAGAGAGAAACAAUGGGUAUAUUUAUUAUACCCGAGCCAUGUGUCUUUAUUAGAGCUAACAAUCUGAACGCAUAUAUGGAGGCUAACAGAUUUAUAUUGAAGAUAAAGGCCCAAGCUACCCAAUCCAAUGUACAAACCAAUAAUCUAUCAACUUCAGCUAUCGGUGCUGAUUCCCUCGUUGGUGGAAAUGUUACUAUACUUGAAAAGAGUAACAUAAAAAUGUCUGCAAUUGCUGGUGGUUGUAAGAUCGGUAACCGUUGUCGUGUUGCUGGGUCUAUUCUGCUUGCCAACGUUGAAUUAGAAGACGAUGUAAUCUUAGAAAAUGUUAUUAUUGGUCCUGGCGCUAAAAUUGGCAAGAAGAGUAAGUUAACAAACUGUUAUGUAGAAGGUUCAUAUGUCCUACCAGCAAGAAGUACACACAAAGGUGAAACCUUGAGAAAGAUCAUUUUGAAUACAGACACAGAAAUGGAUAGCGAAGUUGCCUACAGCACUUCUGAUGAAGACAGUUCCGAUGUUAUGACUGAGGAAUUCACAGACGAAGAUUUCGGUGACGACGAUUUCUUUGAAAGGUAA
Molecule: messenger RNA, 1605 nt
Organism: Nakaseomyces glabratus
Lineage: Eukaryota; Fungi; Ascomycota; Saccharomycetes; Saccharomycetales; Saccharomycetaceae
Gene: GCD1
Product: translation initiation factor eIF2B subunit gamma
Biological process (GO): cytoplasmic translational initiation
Cellular component (GO): eukaryotic translation initiation factor 2B complex; guanyl-nucleotide exchange factor complex
Molecular function (GO): translation initiation factor activity; guanyl-nucleotide exchange factor activity
Source: RefSeq, a predicted model, not a curated record